GCCUGGGCUUUGAUUGGCUGUCCGCGGGGGUUUGAAAUUUAACUGUUGUCAGGGCGCGGAGCGCUGGAGCUGGAGCUGGAGCGGGAGCGGGAUCUGACCGCCUGACUGACUGAGAGUGAGAGUUCGGGGAAACAAUGCCUUCAAGAAGGAAAGCAACUGGUCGCAAAAAGAAUGCCCUGGAAUUAAAGAAAUAUGAAAAGCUUCAAGCCUUCCUGAAGGAUUUUGACAUUGAAGUUGAACGCCGGAAGAGGGAGAUGGAAAAAGCAAUGAACAAUCUUCUCAUCACAGUAGAUGCCUAUUACAGUCGUGCAAUUAUGAAACUCCCACUGGCUGUUAGACAAAUGGAUUUCCUUGACUACCUCGCCAUGGGUGGAAGCGCAAAGGCCGUGGCUGAAGUUGAACAGAAACGAAUUGAUGCUGCCUGUUUGGAAAUUGAAGCCAUAGAAUCUGAAAUCUUGAAAGAUGCUGCACUGUUAAAGAUAACUAAGAAACGUAAAAUCAAGGCAAGGAAUGAUGGUGAUGGAGUCGUAAGUGAGGAUGAAAAUCUUGCUCCUUCGACCAAGAUGUUCCGAAAGAGUAAAAAAACUGUAACCCUGUCAGUUAAAAGUAGGCCUCCAUCAGCAUGCGCCACAGGUACUCGCACUAGAAGGAAUAGCCGAACCAAGGGCCUACAUUCUACAAGCAACAGUGAUAUAUGGGGACCCACACCACUGAUAACGCCUAAAUUUGAUUCAAGACUGCCAAAGACGACAAUGCGUUUACGAAAAGUGGGGGAGCGUGUAUAUAGUUUUUCUGGAAGCCCACUAUCUGAACCCAAAGAAAUGACCAUCAAUAUUCCAACUCAGGAUGGACAGAAUAUUCAACUUCUGGCCAGCAAAAUAAACAAUACAGAUUUUACUCAACUGGAUGACAGGACAUUUAAAAGUUUUGAGCAACUAUCUCGUCAGCUCAAUGAAGUGUUGAAGACACGAAGAUGAAAGCUCAAGUGCCAGCCUUCCAUACUGGUUUUAAGUAGUAUACCAUUUACAUGUACUUAGUGAUUAAAGCUGUCUUUUUUUUUGUUAAAACUGUAUUUGUUAAUAAAUAAUCCUUUUUUUUUACAUAAUCAAACUGCCCACUACUGGUUCCACUACUGCGCAAAGAAACUGUUUGUGUCUCUGAAUUUCAAGCCAUAUCUAUGUUCUGACUGGUUCAUGUGUUCACUAUGGUGCAAAGCUUUGUCUAAAUUCAUAGCAAUUAAGGAUUCAAUGUACAUUAUUCUAAAUACCAGAAUUCAUUGUCCGUGCCUCAUUUAGAAAGGUGAUUGUGGGAAUUUUCCCACACCACCAAUCCAAGUGGUGAAGGUACUUAGUAGUUUGAUCUUUUUAUACUUUCUUUCUAGGCCACUUCUCUGAGCAAUUUAGAAUAUGCUGUCUUUUUACAGUAUUAUAUUGCAUAUAACCCUGACUGGGCAAUGGUGGCAAGUUUCAUUCCCUAUCAAAGUCAAAUUUUGAACCAAUGGUGCGAAUUGAAGUCAGUCUCUAGAAUGUUAAUCCAGUGACGCAUUGCUCCCUGGAUUUUCUCCUGUGAGUAAAAUAAUUAAGAUACAAAGUCUUCAAUUUUUGUAUGCAUUCUAUUUCCUCACUUUUUGGAGGAAGCAUUAGUAAGACCACUUGUAAUUAAAGGUUCCCCUGGAAUAGAUGAGAUGUUUCUGAAGAUACUGAGGGAGGUAUGGGUAAGAACUGCAGAGGAACUGACCAUAAAAUUGCAAUUGCCUUGAGGAACAGGACUGGUGCCAGAAGAUAGGAGAACUGAAUGUUGUACGGUUGUUCAAAGGCAUGUACAAGCUGGCGUUACCCUGAAGC
Stegostoma tigrinum is the source of this 1844-nucleotide messenger RNA. It is a transcript of the gene cdca8, whose product is annotated as cell division cycle associated 8. The record is from RefSeq and is a predicted model, not a curated record. The transcript is spliced from 11 exons. The coding region runs from base 135 to 977 and encodes 280 amino acids. Lineage: Eukaryota; Metazoa; Chordata; Chondrichthyes; Orectolobiformes; Stegostomatidae. Gene Ontology annotation, biological process: mitotic sister chromatid segregation. Gene Ontology annotation, cellular component: spindle midzone; chromosome passenger complex; chromosome, centromeric region.